AUGUCAGACCUCAGCAAGAAGUUCCACAUCGCACUGGCCUCUCGGCUGGCCCCGAACCUCAGCGCUCCGGCAGUGGCAGCGGCGGCCUCACGAGCCUCCCCCGCGGGCCCGUCCCAUCAAAUCGGCACCGACCCGGUUGCGGCUCCGCCGGCGGCUCUUCGUUCACAUUCCCGGCGGGCGGCGCCUCUGCUCGUUGCACCGGACCCGGCGGCGGCGGCGGCGGCGGCGGCAGCGGCAGCGGCGACGCGGGGAGGGGGAGGAGGGAGAGAGCCUGGAUUUGCAGCGGCAGCAAGCACGGGAGUCGGGAGGAAGAGUUGGAGCCGCCUGAGCCGCCGCUGCCAGAGCCGCCGUUCGCUACCGGCGCAGGGUCCCCGUCAGUGCCCCUUUCUCUCUCCUAUUGUCAAUAUCACCGGGCGGCUGAGUCCAUGGCACAGGCGCAACCGAACCUCCUGGCUAGCAGAGCCCGCCUCCGACGCCCGCCCACUGGAGACUUCAAACGGGAAGCGAGACUUCAUUGGCCUCCGCGCGCCUUCACUCCCAGGCCAGCAAGUUCGGCUGAGAGCUGAUCGGGGAUUGGCGGCGCGGGGGGGCGGAGAAACAGGAGGGUGUGAAGAGACGGGGCCCUCGAUUGGGCGAGUCGCGGGGGACCCGGAUGCUACCGUGAGCUCGGGCGACCGGGCCGCCGCUUCCGCCAGGGCGCCUGAAGUGGGGAGCUGCAGUGUCUGCUAGGCCUGAGGGGAGCUCGGCGGGCGCACACAGGACUGGAGCUUCGGCCUGGCGGGACCCUGUGGACCGCGAGCGUCUUCACCCGGGAUUCCGAAGGACUCCGAAAUACCCAGCCCCCAGCUUGACAGAUUUUAAUUGACAGAGUCUGAAUUUAAACAGAAGACUUACCUCUAUCUAGACGAGGACUAAAAUGCGUAUAUGUUUUUGCAUCAUUGGUGAGCACUAGGCCAAAUGAUACAUAUCCAAAGAAUAUUCUUAAACCAUCAGUCAGUUUGAAUGCAGGCUACAUACAAUAGUUGAAGGAAAAAAAAUCCUUAAUACUAACUACAAAGAUCAAACUACCAGCUGCUCAAAAUUUGGAAAUCUGGGAGGGGAAAUACAGGAGAAAUAAUAAUACUCAUAAUCCAUAAGCUCAAGAUAACUACUGUCAUUUUGAUGUAGUUUUAGUAUUGUAUUUCGUAUAUAUGUAUAUACACACAAGUAUAUAUAUAUUUAUAUAUGUAUACAUAUAUGUAUACAUGCAUACACACAUGUAUGUAUAUUCUUUUUUAAACUCAAAUGCUUCAUGCUGUAGCCGAGUUUUUCUCUCGGUAUCAUGUCCUGUUCUGUAUAGUUAGGGAAUAUACAUUUAUAAAGCUCUCUGUGUCAGACCCACAAGUGCUAACAGUGCAUUUGCGUUUCAGGAUUGUUGCAAAUUUCUAUCCAGUUGGGUAGAAAAACAAUUCUGUGCUAUGAAAAAGAAUGUUACUACCCUGAACUGAAAUGGAAAAGACAGCUUAAAAGAAAGCAGGCUCCCCCUAUUGACUCCAGAAGACUGGAUGAUGGUGACUGUCUGGCCGAAUGUCCAUUUUUGCCCUAAUAAAAUUCAUUACCGUAUGCUGCAUACUUAUAUGGAA
Mastomys coucha (southern multimammate mouse) is the source of this 1622-nucleotide messenger RNA. Its product is annotated as translation initiation factor IF-2-like. The record is from RefSeq and is a predicted model, not a curated record. The coding region runs from base 1 to 729 and encodes 242 amino acids. NCBI's taxonomy places the organism in Eukaryota, Metazoa, Chordata, Mammalia, Rodentia, Muridae. The transcript has 3 exons.